AUGGGACUCAAACCCACAACACCACCAUGCUCUACCAACUGUGUGUGUGUGAGAGAGUUUGUAAUGUAGUAAGUACUAAGUAGUGUGUAACUGUCUUCAUGCAGGGCUCUCUCAGUUGGUGAGAACACAGCAGGUUGUCACAGCAACCCUUGGAGAAGAUGCAGUCUUAACCUGUGAGCUCAUGACACCCAAAGACGUGUGGGCAGUCACCUGGCAAAAAGUGACAACAGAGACGAAUGAAAAUGUGGCCACUUACAGCAAACGAGGUUCCAAUGUCAACCCACCUUUUCAAGGGAAAGUGGAGUUUGAAGACGAGGGACUGCAGAACUGCUCUAUUGUCAUCAGAGGAGUGUCAAGAGGAGAUGAGUCCUGCUACAAGUGUCUGUUUAACACCUUUCCAGAAGGACCUAUCAGUGGAAGGACCUGCCUCCAUGUAAAUGAGCUGUAUGGACCCUCACUCCUCAUCACACAAACCAACAACAGUCACACCACUCUGUCCUGUUCUGCUACUGGACGACCUGUUCCUAUAGUAACCUGGGAUGACAUGAUGAUAGAACAUUCCACAAUGGUCAAUGUCACCCAUCUCAAUGGUACUGUCACUGUCACCAUAACUUUCACACUGGCAGCAUUCAGUCUACCUGACAAAGACACCAGGGUUGGCUGUGUGGUGUCACUGUUCUCUGGAGGUGUCACCAAGAACGUUUCCAUGGUUAUUCCAGCUAGAACUCAAGCUUCAUUUCCUGUUAAUUCAACAGUAAUUGUUGCAGUGAUGGGUUCACUGUGUUUCAUUGCUGUGUGCUGUGGAGCUGCUGUGGCACUGUGGUUUAAACUGAGAAAUACAAUGAGAAGCCCAAAUCCCACAGCCAAUGACAGGAAGUCAGGAGAACAGGAAGAACUAUCAACAGUCAACACUCAACCCUCAACAUGAUGGCUGAAAUCCAGAGGACUAAUCUAACAGUAAGACACAUUCUAAUUAACAGUAGGGUUUAUGGUUUCUAGUAAACAGUGUUUGUACUUACUGUAAGUAAGAAAUAGAUUAGAAAACACUUAAUUGUUUUUCAGCAUCACCCUGGAGAAUAUGUAACUGUAAAUACCCACAAAGCAGUUAUAUCAGUACACUACUACAACAGAUGAUUUGACUCAUCAGUAUCAUUGAUGUUAAUGUCUUUCAGGACCACAACAAUCUCCAGUCCAUUCUAAAUGUAUUAGUACAACCUUAUUUGAACAUCCUGGUAGAGUGCUGGUCAUGGUGACUGAAAACAUGCAAAUGAGUUGCCUUUGUUGCAUUGCUCCAUUGUUGUUCCAGUAUGUUAUUUGUAUUUUUUAGGGAUCCCCAUUAGCUGCUACUCUUCCUGGGGUCCAAACAUAUUAAAGUACUUACAUUACAUAUAAAACAAAAUAUAAAACAGUACAUCAAAUAACAUUAUUACACUACUACAUCUCUACAAUACAACAUGUUUAAUACCACCAUACAGCAAUAUCACAAUGUAUGCGUAUGCAUGUGUCUGUACCUUUGUGUGUCUCUUCACAGUCCCCGUUGUUCCAUAAGGUGUAAUUCUCCGUCCAGAUUGUCAGACCCUGGUGGCUUGUCACUGUUGAUAGACAACAAUAUUUUUUUUUACCUCUUCCAAACUGACUUUACAGAAUGCAAAAGCACUAUUCUUGUCUUUCAUAAUUUGGUCAGAUAUACUUGGAUGUGUAGUGUCAGCGUUUCCUGCUGGCAUGUCACACCUAAGUUUUCUUAUCUUGCCAAUGAAAAAGUCAUUCAAGUAGUUGGCAAUAUCAGCUGGUUUUGGGAUGAAUGAGCCAUCUGAUUCAAUGAAUGAUGGAGCUGAGUUUGCCUUUUUUCCCAAUAUUUUAUUUAAGAUGCUCCAAAGCUUUUUACUGUGAUUCUUUAUAUCAUUUAUUUUUGUUUCAUAGUGUAGUUUUAUUUUGUUUAGUCGUGAUUUCUUCAUUUGCAAAACGUUUGCCAAUCAGUUGGGCUGCCAGACCUUUUGCCUCAUCCCUCUCACCCAUACCAUUUUUAAAUUCCUCAGCAAUCCACAGGGAUUUAACAGUUUUUACAGUCAUUUUCUUAAUGGGUACGUGCUUAUUAGUAACUGGAAUAAGCAAUUUCAUAAAUGUGUCAAGUGCAGUGUCUGGUUGCUCCUCAUUACACAUCAAAGACCAGCAAAUAUUAUUUACCUCAUCAACAUAUGACUCACAACAAAACUUCUUGUAUGACGUCUUAUACACUAUUUUAGGCUCAUCCUUUGGAACUAUUCUAAAAUGGAUUAAAUAAAAGUGUAAUGAUCACUUUAAUUGUACUGUAUUUUAAACUCUCUGGUCAGUUCUGUUUGUUUUAGACCAUAGCUGUCAACACUUGACAGUUUUAACUUUCCUAUCUUAUAAAACUGUUAGAGGGUUAUGAGAACUGAGUGACUACCAUACUGUCUCACACACAUCUGUGUGGUUUAAAGACUGUUUCUAUCCAUAGGCAUUGUGGGUACUGAAUAGUGGACUGAAUGGCUGACACACAUCGGCCUGCUGUUUAUUUUAUACUUAAAUACCGUUUGUAAAUAUAUUUUGUAGUUGGUUAAUGAUGAAACAUGAUAAAUCCACACUAGACUUUUGUGUGGUUUUCAUAAUUCUUCACUUUUUUUUAUAAAUCAAAUGUUAGGUACUUUCUUGGUGUGUGUGGGUGGUUUUCUUAAUUCUUCACUUUUUCUUAAUCAAAUGCUGUAAGAUACACAAUGUUGUAAUGUACUUUGUUGUGUGUGUGUUUCUACUUUUAUAAAUAAAAUGUUUAAACAA
Salmo salar (Atlantic salmon) is the source of this 2793-nucleotide messenger RNA. NCBI's taxonomy places the organism in Eukaryota, Metazoa, Chordata, Actinopteri, Salmoniformes, Salmonidae. The record is from RefSeq and is a predicted model, not a curated record.